Messenger RNA from Nothoprocta perdicaria, 3958 nucleotides. RefSeq names its product complement C8 beta chain (gene C8B). Gene Ontology annotation, cellular component: membrane attack complex. Bases 41 to 1807 code for a protein of 588 amino acids. Lineage: Eukaryota; Metazoa; Chordata; Aves; Tinamiformes; Tinamidae. Gene Ontology annotation, biological process: immune response. The transcript is spliced from 12 exons. The record is from RefSeq and is a predicted model, not a curated record. Gene Ontology annotation, molecular function: protein binding.
AGCCGAGGCGAUUUCUAAGUGCGGGUGGUACCCGGGAGUCAUGAGAACAUCCCAUUCAGCAGUGAUUUUGUACACAAUCAAACUGUUCCUAUUUUCUGCAGUCCUGGGCUUCCUAAAUGAUCAUUGCCUUAGUGGUGAAAAGGAGCCCCUUGAAUUGAGUGGCACCAACGCGAGCCUGGCCAGAGGCAGGUGGGUCCGAUCCGUGAGCAGUCUGCCGCAGCCCAUCGACUGUGUGCUCUCCAGUUGGUCCUCGUGGAGCAAGUGCGAUCCCUGUCAAAAGAAAAGGUACAGGUUUGCUCGCCUGGAACAACCUUCUCAGUUCAAUGGAGAUCCAUGUGAUCAAUUUGAUAAAGAAACUGAAGACUGUGUUACAAAUAGUCCUUGCAGAAAUAAAGUUAGAUGUGAAGGGUUUGAAUGUGCAAUUACAGGAAGAUGCAUUACGCGGAGGCUGCUUUGUAAUGGGGAUGAUGACUGUGGGGACCAAUCAGACGAAAAAAACUGCAAAAAAGUGUUUAGAAAAUGUGACCAGAAGAUGGAGCAAUACUGGGGAAUAGAGAAUCUGGCAAAAGGGUUGAAUAUUUUCACAAAUGAGUUGGAAGGAUCCGUUCUUGAUCACAGGUACUAUGCGGGGGGAUGUUCUCCCCAUUAUAUUGAGGACACGAGAUUUAGAAAGCCGUACAAUGUAGAAAGAUACACCCCAGAGACCAAAGGCAAAUACGAAUUCACACUGACUGAAUAUGACUCCUACUCAAAUUAUGAAAGUAGUGUCCUGAAGGCAAAAGCUUCACAGUCUAGCUUCAGCUUUGGUAUAAAUCUGUAUUUCUUUGAACUUGGUUACAGUUCUAAUGACAGGAGGUUCAAGAAGUUCUUUCAAAGGAUGAAAAGAUUUUCUUCAACUUCCAGCAAAUUCAUCCACGCCCGCUGCGAGCUGGAUGUUGCUGUUUAUAAGCUGAAGCCCCGGGCGCUGAUGCUGCAUUACGAGUUCAUGCAGCGGCUCCAGCAGCUGCCCUCCGACUACAGCUACGGCCAGUACAGAGAGCUCUACAGGGACUACGGGACCCACUACAUCACUGAGGCCACCGUCGGUGGCAUCUACGAGUAUACGUUAGUCCUCAACAGUGACAGCCUCCAGAAGGCAGGUUAUUCUCUGAGCGACGUCCAGAAAUGCGCUCAACAUGGCUUUAACGUUGGUGCAACUAUCAAAAAAGUCUUUGUUGGUUUGGGAGUGACUGAUGGCACCUGUAAUUCCCUUUUAAGAGAAAUUGGAGACAGCACCUACAGAAAGCAGUAUGUGGAAGACUUCAUCGCCCUUGUGCGUGGAGGAGCAAGUGAGCACAUCACCACGCUGGCUCACAAAGACCUGCCGACCGCUGCACUAAUGCAGGAAUGGGGAGAUGCUGUGCAGUACAACCCCGAAAUCAUAAAGCUCAAGGCACAGCCUCUGUAUCAGCUGGUGACUCCAACUGACUUCGCUAAUGCAAUGGCCAUAAAAGCAAAUUUGCAACGUGCUCUGGAGGAGUUCGCGCUGGAGAGCAGUUCCUGCCGCUGUGCUCCAUGUCGUGGCAAUGGCAUCCCUAUCCUGAAAGGAACCAAGUGCGAAUGCUUGUGUCCCCUUGGCUAUAGUGGCACUGCCUGUGAGGUCACCAGGAGGGAAGAUGCUGCUGUUAGCGGGAACUGGGGCUGCUGGGCGAGCUGGUCGGCCUGCUCUGGAGGUCAGCGAUCGAGAAGGCGACAGUGCGACAACCCGGCACCGCUCAACGGUGGCUCCUCGUGCUCGGGGCCAGAUGUUGAGACGGCCACUUGCUAGAAGGAGCUAUAAAGAACGCACACGCAAGACAUGAGCGGGUUACUAAUUGAGUGGAAAGACGUUAGCUCACUGGCUUAUUAAGCUAGCUUAGCUCCGCUUGUGGGUCUCAUUUUAGGUGCAUUGAAGUCAGAAAAAAAUCAGAAGGCCUUGGGACCUGGGUGUGCGUUAUAGACCCUGUCUGCUGGACAUGAUUUCCAAUGGGAUUGAAUGUGCUUACCCUUCUUACCAUUUUGACUUUAUUGCAAUGGGUUAAUUGAGACAAGCUUCAUCUCCUGCAUUGUUUCGUAGCUGUAUGAUUACAAGUUUUAAUCUUUUGUUUCUGAAGGCUCUUUGAGAUAAGAAAAGACUGUUUGAUCUAACAUGCACCAGAAUGUGGGCUAAUACACGGCUUCUCUGAAGACAGCUGUGACAUGUGGAGCAAAAUACAGCACAUUAAAGUCUGAAUCUCGAUGAGCACAACAGUAUCUAAUGUGACAUUUAAAGCAGCUCUACCUCACUACCCCAGUUUCCUACUUUUUUAUUUAACAUAGUGUCUGUCAUGUUUGCGAUUGCCUUGAAGGAGCAGAAACUGAGUUGUGAAGAAUAUUCUGGAGAAACCAAGGUAUUGGCCUAUAGAUCAGUUGUGUUCUUAGCACAGAGAUGAGCUUCAAUCUGUGGAUUUCUGAGGCAGAGCAAAUAUCUCAGGUACAUUGAUGUAGUUGGUUCUUGGAAAGAGGAGGGAAGGGGAGAGGGGGGGUGGAUUGGAAAGCAGCUGCUGUUUGGGAAUAUUGAGGGUAGGAGGGGCAGGAAGGGUUGUACCUCAUGAACCAUGACCAGCAGCUGUCACCCCAGGAGUCAGGACCUUCCGUAGAAGCAGGAUAAGCAGCAAGCUUUUAUGUAGCUCUUUGGCACAAGCAGAAUACAUAGGACAUUUUGGAACAAAGAUAAUUAUGCACCGCUCAAGUUUUCCACCCUUUGCAACUGCUUCUGCCCAAAGCUGGCUCUGGUUCAACUACCUCUGCCCAAAGCUGGCUCUGGUUCACCUGUUGAUUCCAGGAAAACCUGCUGUAUUUCAGCAGAUAUGUUGCUCUUGUAGUCAGGUUAAGGCAUCUGAGACAGAGAGAGUUCUCUGUGAAGCAAGCCAAAGCCAAAUGAAUGGCCUGCCCUUCGUUUGGUCUGAAGUCAUGGAUCAAAAUCCGUCUUGAAGAGAAGAGGAACUUGGAGAACUGUGCGAAAGGCCAACCUGGGUGGCUUUGUCCAGGGACUUCUUUCUCAAUGCUUUUUUGGUUUGUGAUUUUUGCAGAGACAUUCGUUGUGGGCAUGCUCUAAAAUAACUAGUGAUAACUUUACUCCAGGAGAAGGAUAUAGUCAGUACAAAGGUUUUCAUGAGUGUUUUCUGUUUUCUAGCUUUUACAAGGUCAAGCAGUCUUCCAAGGGUUUUUAGCAGUGCCGUUGAUGAUGAUGGGUUGGUAUCACCAGUUUCUCUUCUUUCAGGCUGACAUUGUCUUAAUGUAAUUCUUGCAAGAGCAACUCAGCCUCUCUGACAUUUGAACAAUGAAACAUUCAUUUAGUUUUCGUUCGCAGGCCGCCUCCACACUUAUUGACAAGGUUUCUGUGACAGCUUUAAGAAAGGAAGAGCACAUUGCAUAUGUAAAAGCAGAGUGCUCUGUACUCAUAAUGGGCUACAUAAUUGACCUGCCAGCCCAAAACAUUUCCGUUUUGCGCUGUGUAACUAUUAUCGCUUUUGUGUGAUGGAGAUUUGCCAACAGGCUCAUGGAGUCAUGGUCAAAGAGGUCACUACUUAUGCUAAAUAUAGUGUUCCUUAGUGGUUUUUGGCUGGGCUAUGAAGGCUCUGUAACAGGGAACACUGGUCACCAAUUUUGAACAGCUCGUGGAAAGCAUAUCUAGGAAAGCAUGUCCUGUAUUGCAGUUGCCUGCCCUUAUUGAGAAGCGUCGAUGUGAUCUAAGGAACUUGUUUUCUGGUGGGCAAAUUGUCUUUUGUAAAUUGGAUCACCUCUGCUGCUCAGCAAGCUGUGGGAAUCAGUCUGUGAUUGAUGUCAAUGAUCAGUCCAAAUGAUGACCAGAUGCACCACCCUAGUGUGUCUCUCCCUUACUUCUGCAAGCAUGGACACAUGUAGUGACCUGAAUUGGAACUGUCCCCUGACCAGAAAA